Molecule: messenger RNA, 522 nt
Organism: Entrophospora sp. SA101
Lineage: Eukaryota; Fungi; Glomeromycota; Glomeromycetes; Entrophosporales; Entrophosporaceae
Source: the annotation of a GenBank genome assembly
AUGAGUGAAAAUAUUUCUGCUAUUUCUGAAAUCUCUUCUAUUUCUUCCUCUGCUGCCACCACCGCAUCUUCUUCACCCAAUAUUCUUGAAUCUGAUCAAACAGUCAACAACGACAAUAAAAAUAAAAACAACAAUCAUCAUCAUAAUGUUGAUUCACUUCCUCAAAUUAAACUUCCAUUUCCACCAGUGAUUGAUCCAUCAGACUUGAUUCAUCCUAGCAAACCAGUUACAAGUAUUUCUGCAUUCGACGAACCUCAUAAACCAUCACGUGCACCAAAUGCAUUCAUCAUUUAUCGUAAAGCUUUUCUGGGUACAGUACAAGCUGAUGGCUACAAAUUACCAAUGACCGUUAUUUCAACAAUGGUUUCCAAAUCUUGGGAAAAUGAGCCUCAAUAUGUUAAAGAUGAAUAUAAAAAACUUGCAAAGGAAGCAUUUGAUUGUCUCAAUGAGAUGAAUCCAAAACCAACCAAACCUAAUAAAAGGGAACGUUGGAAUUUCGUUUCUUUUGAGCAAAAAAAAUAA